This is a messenger RNA of Cephus cinctus (wheat stem sawfly), 8991 nucleotides long. It is a transcript of the gene hyd, whose product is annotated as E3 ubiquitin-protein ligase UBR5. The coding region runs from base 138 to 8693 and encodes 2851 amino acids. The record is from RefSeq and is a predicted model, not a curated record. The transcript is spliced from 37 exons. Gene Ontology annotation, cellular component: nucleus. Gene Ontology annotation, molecular function: ubiquitin-protein transferase activity; zinc ion binding; RNA binding. Lineage: Eukaryota; Metazoa; Arthropoda; Insecta; Hymenoptera; Cephidae. Gene Ontology annotation, biological process: protein polyubiquitination; regulation of double-strand break repair; DNA damage response.
UUUGCUUUCGAGAACACGUAACUGGUUGUUUCUCCCGAAACAUGGCUGCAUAUCGUUCCGCUGAUAUAGUGAAAUUCUGUGUAAAGGAGCAUUAAAAGAAAUCCUAAAGCCGUGCGAGAGUGUAAAACGAAGACAUCAUGUCUUCGAUACACUUUGUGGUUCAUCCAUUACCGGGAACCGAUGAUCAGCUUAAUGAUAGAUUGAAAGAAGUUGCAGAGAAAAUUAACAGAUAUGGAUUUAUGACUCCACCAGCGCUUAGCGGCCAAAAGGUCGCCGUUAAGCGUAUUGUAGUAGGGCCAACUCACAUUGCUCUUCUUAUGGAAGACAACAGAAUCUGCCGACUUGCCUUUACAGUCCUAUCAGACAGAUUAGACCUAACCAAAAAUGAACCUAACCGAAAUACCAGUAAGAGCCACGUUGGAAAUUCAAGUUCUGCACCAAGCGGAAGUGGCGGUAGCGGCGGAGGCGGACGUGCAGGUAUCAGAUCCCGUGCGCGAAUUAUGCGUAGCAGUUCUGCAAUUCGGGGCGGUGGAAGUGGAGGUGGUGGAGGAAGCGGUGGCCGAAUUGGACCACCUGGUGUAAUAAUGAGCGGAGGUGGUGGAAGCAGUUCUCGACCUAUAGUUUCCGUACCGGCUCCGUUCGUUCCAGAGGAUUUAAUCUCUCAGGCUCAAGUAGUCUUACAAGGAAAGAGUCGCAAUCUGAUCAUUAGGGAGCUACAGCGUACGAAUCUGGACGUUAACUUGGCCGUGAAUAAUCUUCUGUCACGGGACGACGAGGAAGGUGACGACGCAGAAGAUGCUGCUGACAGUUACGUACCCGAAGAUCUUAUAUCGUUACUCGAUGGUGGCUUCAGCAAUGAGCACUCAGUCAUCAUAGAUGCUGAUUCUAUGUUUUCUGAAGACAUGUUCGGUUACGCAGGCAUGAGAAGUCGUGGCAGUUCAUCACGAAGACUUGGAAAUGAUAGAGACGGUGAGAGACCGGCAGAACGCGAAAGAGACCGAGAUAGUUUUAGCAGAUGGAGGGAUCGUCAAUAUUACGGUCCACGUAGAUGGUUAGAAACUGCCCUGAAGGAUUCAUGGGAGAAAGAUCCUGAUAAUAAAAAAAAGGAACUGGUAUCUCAAAGUCCUUUAUGGAUAUCAGAGGAAUUGGAAUGGUGGCAUGAACGUAGUGGAGAGCCUGCACCUCGCUUUGUACAAAUUGCUGCCCUUUAUAGCGAAUUAAUUGCCGUUUCUGUAACUGGCCAAUUAUACCAGUGGAGAUGGGCCGAUCCUGAACCAUACAAACAUCCUGAGAAUCCGAAUGUGCACCAUCCAAAAAGUAUCCCGUUGGCUUUGAUGGGUGAGAAAAUCGUGAAUAUAUCCGCCACUGCAAUUCGCUGUUCUGUCAGUACAGAGAGUGGGAAAGUCGCAACAUGGCUUGACGAACUCCUCGGGCAUGUAGCUUCCCGUCUAGAACAUCCGGCACAAGCAUUUACUGAAUUUACUUUAGAUAAAAUUAUCUCUCUUCACACUUGUGCUCUGUACACUGUUGCUAGACUGGAGAGUGGGGCGCUCUAUUGGUGGGGAGUUUUGCCAUUUGCCCAGAGGAAGAAGUUAUGGGAAAAGUACAAGGCUAAAUCGCGUAAACACAGGCCGUCAACUGUAUUAUCGACAGAUAUCAGUUACGGCAGGCACGUUUGUAUGAAGAAUAGUCCCAUCUAUCAACCGGGAGCCAUUGGUUUCACAAUUGCCAAUGGAGUUCCUAAGGUUGGGCAACUGUUAUCAGCAGCCUGGAAUUUGGAUGCUGUUUGUCGUUUUAAAAUUUUACCUGCUGGUACUUUGUUGCCUACUACACCUCCCGAAAAAAGAGAAACUAAUGGAAAUGGCAGCACAGGCAGUACUAGUAAAACAAAUCAUAAGGAAACUGCUGAUCGACUUGAUAUGCCUCCACCACCUUCACCUGCUUCGAGCACUUGCAGUGAUACUGGCAGCAUUACAACUAGUCACACAAUAUCCCUUUCAGAGCGACAAAAACGUAUGGCUCCUAGAAGUGAAGGUGAAUCUGAGAGAAAGGACGAAGAAGAUUGGCAACUAAAAGAUGUUGUUUUCGUCGAGGACGUUAAAACUGUACCUAUUGGAAAAGUUAUUAAGGUCGAUGGCUGUUAUGUUGCUGUGAAAUUCUUUUCGAAGGAUUCAAAGGAAAAGGAGAAGGAAACUAAAGAGAAAGAUUUUAGUAGUUCAGACUUCAAGGAUUUGACUGCCGAAGAAUUGAUUAAGUUACUUGCUGACUGUCGACUCUUGCGUAAGGAUGAAUUGCAGGUGAUUAAGUCACCACUAAACUCUCGAGCUCCAGAUUGUUUCCAAAGAACACCCAGAAGGGUCAAUAUCCUAGAGGGUUCCAAUGAGAGUUUGUUGACUAUCUCUACCGAUGGUCAAGGUAUCCAUGCUAUAUUAAAAAAUGGAAAUAAAUUGAGCUAUGUGGUUUACAAUUUGAGUACUGGACGGUACGUUCAAGAUUGUUAUAUUCCAUCAGAAAUAUCAUCUUUCUUGGGACUGCAACCUCAGAAUAUUAGUCUCACGAGUGCUGGCGAGAAUAACGAAUGUUCUAUGAUUCUUCGCGAUGGUAAUAACACUAUCUAUCCCAUCGCCAAGGAUUGUGCAGAGGCGAUUCGUGAUCCGAAUUGGAUCGAUCUUGUGCCAAUAUUAUGUAUUGGAGCUUCAACCAUUCCAAUUCCAAGUUGCACCAAUUCGACAAAUCUAAAAAACCAAGUAGCUGUCAUAGCGUUAGUAUUUGAUAACUUGUUGUUGAUGCCUCGUAUACUUAGAUGUGAUUACGAUGGAGUUAAACAAGUCUUUGUGAAUCUCGAACAAGAUCUAAAAGGUACUGCAGGACAGAUUCAAACUAUUUUAACAGAGCGUUGUGACGGAAAUCGCAACAUUCUGCACGCAUGCGUCAAUAUGUGUUCUCCAACAUCGAACAAAGAAAAUGAACAAGGUAUUGAACGUGAACUAGUAACUAAUGCUGUCGAUGGCAAUUCUACUCCUAUCGAAGAACCUAUUCCAACAUUAAGUUGGUCCGCAGAGGCAUUUGACAAUACAUCUGGAGAGGAAGACAGUCUUUUGAGUAUAGGUGCAGCUAGUAUUUCUAUGAUGAAUAAGACUGGUGUAGGAUCCGCGUCAAAUAAUACUUAUAUCGUUGAUUCAGUUGAGAGACGAAACAAUGCUUUAAUGAUACUGAAGUACAUGUGUGAAAAUCCCGUAUUAGCACCACACCUCAAGGAUUUAUUAGUUGCGAGAGACGCACAAGGUCAGACACCAUUAAUGCUUGCUGUUUCUGUAAGAGCAUAUCAUGCUGCUCUCAUUCUAUUGGAUACUAUUCAACGAGUUGGAAGAGAUGGAAAGGAUUGUUCAGCUAUGAUCCUUCCGUCUGACGCGAGUCCUGAUUUGUCACCAUUGUUUGUGACCUGCUGCAAUGAUACCUGCAGCUUCACUUGGACAGGUGCUGAACACAUAAACCAGGACAUCUUCGAAUGUAGAACCUGUGGUCUAACAGGAUCUUUAUGCUGCUGCACCGAAUGUGCAAGAGUCUGUCACAGGGGACACGAUUGUAAACUUAAAAAAACUUCACCAACAGCUUAUUGCGAUUGCUGGGAGAAAUGCAAGUGUCGUGCUCUCAUUGCUGGACAUCAAGGUGCUCGUUACGAUCUUCUGUGUCGUCUUGUUACUAAUACUGACCUUGCUACAAAAAUUAAUUCUCGGGGUGAAAGUAUAUUGCUGUUCCUCGUACAAACUGUAGGAAGACAAUCAGUAGAACAACGACAGUUCCGGUCAGCACCACGACAGCGUUCGACUUCCGCCAGUCGCAAGACUCCGUCGUCCGAUGUGUUCCUCUCAGGUUUGGGUGCUGAUUUAGACAUGCCGGAUCACGAUCUGGAGCCACCACGAUUCAGUCGAAGAGCUUUAGAAAGACUUUUGAAUGACUGGCCAGCCGUGCAAUGUAUGAUAAUGUCUGGUGUCUCGGAGAAUUCGAAUGAUCAACUGUUUGGAGACCAAGGACAAUCCUGUAGACAAAGUGGUACCGCUCUGCUAGACAAGUUCACUCACACUUUGUUAGUGAAGUGCAGUGCAGAGAUGCUAGACACGUUACUCACAACACUUAUAAGAGAAUUGCAAAAUGAAUCGGUACCAGGUCGCCAGGAGGAAGCAAAUCAUGUGGCACGUCGGUUUGUAAGAUCCGUUGCAAGAAUAUUUGUUAUAUUCACUGUAGAAAUGGCACCAAACACAACAAAGCGAAGAGGCGUCAGUCAAUCUUCACAGCCGCUGAUGAAGUGCCGUCGUGUAUUCCAAGCACUGAUUAAAUUAGCUGUAGAAGAAUUAUGUGAAACAGCUGAUUCCUUAAUAGCUCCUGUACGUUUGGGCGUUGCUCGUCCAACUGCUCCUUUCACAUUAACUAGCUCAACCAUUGAAGUCAUAAACGGGUCUGAAGAACUUUUCUCGAUAGAGCCUUUAAUUCCACAUAGUGGCGUCAGUUCUCAAAUUUUGGAUGCUGCUUUGCAAACUCAACAGGGCAAUAAUAAUAUUACAAUUGCUAGAGAUGUAUCUGCUAUAGAUGAAGCAGAGGGUGGUGAAGAAGUUCCAAUGGACAUGGACGGAGAUAUAAGUGAGCAUGAAGAAUCAGGAGUUCUUGGUGCUGUAGCUGGACAACCUCUUGGAGAAGUAGAUAGCAAUGCUGGAGGUGUCGGUGAAGAACAAACUGGAGACGGCGAAUCAGAUACAGAGUUAGAUCUUCUAGCAGAACCAGAAACAGAAUCUGACUCGGAUGACAAUCACAGCAAUCAGGAUGCAGCAUCCGCCCAACGUAGUGUACAGACUGGGGCAACGGCAGGAUCCGACGGCGGUAUGGGAUCUAUUCUUCUGUUCCCUGAAGAUGAGUCCGGAGAGUCCAGUCAGCAAGAAGAUGAUGAGAGUGAAGCUGGUGAAACCGAUGAACAGGACAAUGACGAGUUCCAAAUUGCCGAUGAGCAACUUGAACGCAGAAGAUUUGUAAUAAUUCGUUUCAGCGGUUCUACCAGUCAUUCUCAUCGUAACAAUCUCGCCCCUGUUUCGAUGCAAUGGGCUAUACGAAAUCGAGAGUCAAGCACCCGCACAGCAGGCCUGAGAAUGGCCAGUAGCAACAACUUAGUAUUCAUAGAUCCUUCCUCUCUAAGACGUUCGACCGCUACUUCUGCUGUGGCAGCUGCCCAGGAACCAAUUACCAUGGGAACAACAGCCAGUUGUUUGGCACGAGCAUUUGGAAUUGUGAUUAGGCAAAUAGCCGAUCUCCUCACAAUGAUGCAAGAUUAUAAAACCUUGGCACCAGCUCUGCCGCGACUUAUAGAGAUUACCUAUCAGGAUGCCACCACCUUACAAAUGUAUCUGGAAGGUCAUCUUAAACCAACAUGGGAUUGGUUGCUGACUGUAAUGGAUGCCACAGAAGCACAAUUAAGAUUCGGAGUUUCGUUAACGCGUAGCGCUGAUCCAACUCAUCCUGAACAUCCAUUAAACAAUGCACCCUCGCUCUCCGGAGGAAACUUUACAGGAUUACUUAAUUCAGCUGCUCUUUCGCUUACCUUGCAAGGAAAUACAGGUCGGAAUCAACGCAGUGGUAUCACUACAACCUCCAAUAUCUCCACCACUCAAGGUUCAACACGACUCACCGUUGGUUUUACAGGCGUUGGCGAACCUCCUAGGAACAAUAGGGAUCGCGAAGGUGGAGACGCAAACUCGGCAAGACGUGAAUUUUUAUCUUAUUGCUUGUCCUUAAUGCGUGCCCAUAAUGGAGAGCAUAGGGACAGCUUGCCUGUUUUGGACGUGUCAGCAUUGCGACACGUAGCUUAUGUAUUUGAUGCUUUGGUCUACUACAUGCGUUCGCUAUCCGAGGAAAGGGAUGCCCAAAAAGAGUCUUCAACUUACUCAACCUGGAAUGAUCAAGAUGAAAAUGAUAAUGAGGAAGGCGAGGAAGACAAUUUACCAGCGGCAACAGCGAUGGAAACUGAUUCAGUAGAUUAUCCGGACCUGCUUCAAGUGCCCAUAUGUGGUACAGGCAACAACAAUAAUACCACAGCAAAAGGAAGGAAGCAUCCUUUCUUACAAAGAUCGGACUCCACGUUGUGCCUCGGUUGCCCGCCACUCGAUCCCUUUGACACUGUCAUGAGUGAAGCGUUACCGCUAGCUGAUCAGCCGCAUUUAUUGCAGCCGCACUCGAGGCGCGAAGACCUUUUUGGCGUCCCAAGACAACCUACAGCAACACCGGGUACCACUGGUCCAAAUCAAAAUCCUUUGGAAGGUUUGCCAACAUGGUUGGGACUAUCAGUGCGUAACACCGACAAUCAGAACCCUUCGGUAACGCCAACUUUCAGUCAAGUUGUACAGGGUCCUGGUCCUAGCGGAUCCUCGGACAAUAGACGAAGCUCAGUUUGUUCCAAUGAACCUGGACCUAGUAAAUGCAUGGAGAAACCAAAAUCGUUUAAUCAAACGACUGACAAUCAGCAGCCUAUGAUAACUGAGCAAGUGGAUAGAGCUCCUAUCAUUGUAUCACCCAGUAGUCAGAAUGAUGCAGGUACUGCUAAGGGCAAGGAUAUUUGUAAAAAUGGCAGAAGUGUCAUCGUCAGGGCAGGAACAGUAUCGGAACCAAGUGUAAAUAAAGUUGGAGCUCCUGAAGUAUUGGUUGUGCCUACAGUGGAGGCACAAAAUGUAUCUGAGGAAGUAGAUCCUGCUGCUUCGAGCCAUGAAAUAUCAGCUCAUGAAACCGUCGAGACAAGUCCUGUAGAAUCUGCCAGAGCUGUGUCAUCAAUCGGGCCGAAUAUAUCUCAUAAUAUCUUAUUGGGACGUUGGAGACUUUCCCUUGAUCUAUUCGGUCGAGUUUUUAUGGAGGAUGUUGGACUGGAAGCUGGAUCUGUGGUGUCCGAGCUGGGUGGUUUUCCAGUUAAGGAAGUUAAAUUCCGCAGGGACAUGGAGAAGUUGAGAAAUUCACAACAAAAGGACAUUACCUUAUCUAAGGUUGAACGCGACAGGACGCAAUUGCUAGUGCAGACGAUGAAGGAAUUAAAUACACAGUACAACCUCUACAAUAGGAGAGCUUCUAACACACCGCCAUUGGCAGUGAAUAGGAUAAAAGUGACAUUCAAAGAUGAACCAGGUGAAGGAUCUGGUGUAACUAGAAGUUUUUAUACGGCGAUCGCAGAGGCUUUAUUAGCAAAUGAAAAACUUCCGAAUCUGGAAGCAGCGCAGGUCGGAUCUAAAUACACGCAAUAUAACGUAUUACAAAAAUUGAAAAGUAGAGAUCGUGAUCGUGACCUCCGGCGACAGAAUCCACGAUCUUCUGGAAAAUGUCGAGAGACACGCAGAGCGCUUUCUCUCGAAGCUCGUUCCUUCCAUCCUACUGUCUCUGUGGAAGGUGCUAGUGGAUCAGGUCCUGGUAGUUCAUCAUCAAGUGCUCACCCAUUACCAGUCAGUCAUCCUAGUAACGAUCAUUUAACAAUGCAGCAGGAACAACUUGGCAACAGACUCUAUCCCAAGGUACAUGCUUUGCGAUCCACACUGGCUGAGAAAAUAACAGGAAUGUUGUUAGAACUGCCACCGGCACAAUUGCUGAUGCUGCUAGCUUCAGAGGAUGCACUUCGGCAGAAGGUCGAGGAGGCAUUUGAAUUAAUUCAUAGUCGCAAUCAGGAUUUGGCAAGUGAGGCACUACUCGACCUGGACGUGUUUAGUCUAACCGAACGUUGCGGUGCUAACAAAAAGAAAAUGGAGAACAGCAUCCUGGACGACACCGAAGACAAUGCACCUCUGUUCUACUCCCCGGGGAAAAGAGGAUUUUAUACGCCAAGACAAGGAAGAGCCAGUUACGAGCGUCUAAAUGCAUUCAGAAAUGUGGGCAGACUGAUAGGCCUUUGUCUCCUACAAAAUGAAUUGUGCCCAAUAUUCUUGAACCGGCACGUGAUCAAGUACAUCCUGGGGAGGCCGAUACGCUUCCACGAUCUUGCCUUCUUUGAUUCUGUGAUCUACGAGAGUCUCCGACAAUUGGUGAUCGAUGCUGAGACUAAGGAUAGCAACAGUUUGUUCUCUACACUUGAUCUUACGUUCAGUAUUGACCUGUGCCCUGAAGAAGGAGGUGGAUCGAUUGAACUAGUGCCCAAUGGUCGUGAUAUGGAAGUGACAGCUAGUAACGUUUACGAUUACGUUCGCAAGUAUGCAGAAGUCCGCAUGAUAAAGGUCCAGGAGAAGGCCUUGGAAGCAAUGCGAGAGGGUGUUUUCGACGUUCUCCCUGAUGGUGCAUUGGAUGGUCUAACUUCAGAAGACUUGAGACUCCUAUUGAACGGAGUUGGCGACAUUAACGUUUCCGUUCUAAUAUCGUAUACGUCAUUCAAUGAUGAAUCCGGAGAAUCGACGGAUCGGCUAGUCAAAUUCAAACGGUGGCUAUGGUCCAUCGUCGAGAAGAUGUCACACGUAGAGCGACAAGAUUUGGUAUACUUCUGGACUGGUUCUCCUGCACUCCCGGCUAGCGAGGAUGGUUUUCAACCUAUGCCCAGUGUGACUAUUCGACCAGCCGACGAUGCUCAUUUACCAACCGCGAAUACUUGUAUCUCACGUCUGUACGUUCCGUUGUACAGCUCGCGUCAUGUAUUGCGUCAUAAGUUACUUCUUGCCAUCAAGACAAAGAACUUUGGAUUCGUAUGAAUUCGGUUGGCAGCAGUCGUAAUGAGCCGCCGCCGCCGCCGAAGCCGCCCACGUUCGUACGCAUUAGCUCCAAAAGGAAGUUGCAUUAUUCGUAAUGAUAUAAGAAACAAAAAACAAAGUUAUAUGUUGUUACUUUCCUUUCCUUCCUAGGCAAAUUUAUAACAUUUAUAAAUUUAUAAGGUGUAAUUACGAAUUAUGAUUUCUAUUAUCGAGAAGUGGUCUCCAUCGUAAUAAGGUUUUAUGUUAAAGUGUCAUAUUUAGCCUUUAUAGCGACCCAAUAAAACUUUCUCAAAAAUUA